Molecule: messenger RNA, 783 nt
Organism: Indicator indicator
Lineage: Eukaryota; Metazoa; Chordata; Aves; Piciformes; Indicatoridae
Gene: ZDHHC12
Product: zinc finger DHHC-type palmitoyltransferase 12
Exons: 5
Coding region: 1-783 (260 amino acids)
Biological process (GO): protein targeting to membrane; peptidyl-L-cysteine S-palmitoylation
Cellular component (GO): endoplasmic reticulum; Golgi apparatus
Molecular function (GO): protein-cysteine S-palmitoyltransferase activity
Source: RefSeq, a predicted model, not a curated record
AUGGGCGCCGGCGGGGGCUGGGUGCGAGCGGCGCACACGGCGCUGAGCGGAGCCCUGACGCUGGGGCUCCUCCUGCACCGCACCGAUCUGCAGAAGCAGGAGGAGCGCGGAGAGCUGCUGCAGCCGCUGAGCUUUGUCCUGCUGGUGUUGUGCUCCGUCCUGCUGUACCUCACGGUGUCUCUCAUGGAUCCGGGCUUCGUGAAGCCUGAGGAAGUGGAGGCAGGCAAAGGUGAAGCACAGAGUGCAGUGGUGCCCCAGGUUCCCAGUGACAUCCCGACACGGCGCUGCGGUUACUGCCUGCUGCAGCAGCCGAUGCGGGCACGGCACUGCCAGCUGUGCCAGCACUGUGUGCGGCGCUACGACCAUCACUGCCCCUGGCUGGAGAACUGCGUGGGAGAGAGGAACCAUCCCCUCUUCAUUGUCUACCUAAGCGUGCAGCUCGUGGUGCUGCUCUGGGGAGGGCAGGUUGCCUGGUCAGGCCUCUACUUCGAGCAGUCCUGGGACUGGCUGAAGCACAACACUCUGCUCCUCAUCUCCUUCCUCCUGAUAGUCACAUUCAGCACCAUGGUCCUACUGCUGCUGGUCUCACACCUCUACCUGAUCUCCUGCAACACCACCUCCUGGGAGUUCCUGUCCCACCACCGCAUCUCCUACCUGCGGCACUCGGGGCUGGAGAACCCCUUCAACCAGGGGCUGGUCCUCAAUCUCUGGAGGUUCUUCUGUUCCUGUCGCCUCACCACCUGGGAGGAAAUCUACCUGGACAGCAGGGCCCAGCCUGUGUAG